AUGGUCGCCCCUGAGAAAAAGAAUGCCAAUGUCAGGCUUCUCGCAUGUCUCAUCGACGAAGACAACACCGACGACAGCGACUACCGGUUUCUUGUUGACGGACAGCACGUCAAGUACGUAUCCACAGCGCCGGGCACCUUUGCCGGACAUGAAGACGACCGCACAUUCGAACUCGUCCUCCUUAGUGAGCUCUUUCCACCGUUCCCCACCGAGACCGGGGAGGCUACCUUCGACAGGACCGAGAGAGUACAGUUCUCCGGCGUGAAGCAUGUUUGGCACCCCAUGAUCCUCAACGAGCUGGAUUUCACACGACUAGACCGAUUGAAGCAGCGAGUCCAUCUCUCGACGCACCCCCGAGUAGAAGGAGGGAAGCCCGUCCUCGUCAAACUCGCCGUAUGGCCGUGGGAAAUUCCGUACGCCGAGGCAGAAACGGCCGCCUACCAGUGGCUCAGUGACAGCGGCGUCGGCCCCAGGUUCUUGGGUCAUCUCCCCGAGGGCAAAAGCGGGCGCGUGAUCGGCUUCGUCGCCGAAUGGCUAGAUGACGCGUGGUCCGCGGGGCCAGGAGACAUCGACGCCUGCAAUAAGGCCCUGAGCCGGUUGCACGAUCUCGGCAUCAAGCUUGGCGAUGUCAACAGACACAAUUUUCUCGUACGGGAGGGGCAUGACGUGGUUGUAAUAGAUUUUGAGACAGCGAAACGAGACUGCUUGCCCCUGGAACUCAUGGAAGAAAUGAACGAGCUUAGUAAUAGCUUGCAAGGUGAAUAG
This is a messenger RNA of Colletotrichum destructivum, 765 nucleotides long. RefSeq names its product Putative protein kinase-like domain superfamily. The transcript has 2 exons. Bases 1 to 765 code for a protein of 254 amino acids. NCBI's taxonomy places the organism in Eukaryota, Fungi, Ascomycota, Sordariomycetes, Glomerellales, Glomerellaceae. The record is from RefSeq and is a predicted model, not a curated record.